Ilex paraguariensis (yerba mate) is the source of this 172-nucleotide messenger RNA. Lineage: Eukaryota; Viridiplantae; Streptophyta; Magnoliopsida; Aquifoliales; Aquifoliaceae. The record is from the annotation of a GenBank genome assembly.
AUGUCUGGGGAGAAAAUGGUUGCAAUUGUUGUCCCAGCCAUGCUACUGUGGUUGCUGUUGCAUGGCAAUUUUGCUGAUGCAGCCAAUUAUACAGUGGGAGAUGCUCAAGGUUGGAGCUUCAAUGCACAAAACUGGCCUGCAGGGAAAACCUUUAAAGCAGGUGACACACUUG